GUGUGUGUGUAGAGAGUGUGUGUGUGUGCGUAGAGAGAGUGUGUGUGUAGAGAGUGUGUGUGUGUGUGUGUGUAUGUGUGUAGAGAGUGUGUGUGUGUGCGUAGAGAGAGUGUGUGUGUAGAGAGUGUGUGUGUAGAGAGAGUGUGUGUGUAGAGAGUGUGUGUGUGUGUGUGUGUGUGUGUAUGUGUGUAGAGAGUGUGUGUGUGUGCGUAGAGAGAGUGUGUGUGUAGAGAGUGUGUGUGUGUGUGUGCGUGUCAUUUAUUGGCUGGUCUCUCUUUAGAACACUGAAAGUGUUUCGAGUCAGAUCAGGACACACAGAAUCUGUUUCUGAUCACUUUUCUCAUUAUUUACUCGUUAAUAAAUCUGCAGGACUGCUGUGUAACUCUGAAGGAGAUGUUGGAAGAAUGUUCAGGCGACACGUGACUGUGUAUAAAUGUGACGUGGUUUUGAUCUUUGAUCUCUCCCAUGAUCCUUCAACACACACCCUGGUGAUGUAGCUCAUGUGAUCGAGCUGUGUGUGUGUUCAUUUCCACAGGCGUUUGAGCAGCAUUAGUGAUCAUGUGAUUAGAGACAGUAUUAUUAGUUUGACAUGUUUCUGAAGAGUGUUUCAUAUAUUAAUAAAUGUAACUUUACUCUCAUUAUGUCAGUCAUUUCUGGAUCAGGAAAGAGAAGAAACAGGAAGUGCAUUAAACGUUUGUGAUCGUGUGUGUGAACGAGAGUCCAGAUAUGAACAGAUUCACAGAACUCACCUCACCGUCCGCACAGAUCAAUGGUCACAGCUCUCUGUCUCCAGAUGUUCCUGCCAAAAAGUCGAGUGCUAAAGCUCUGUACGAGCAAAGGAAAAACUACACCCAAACCAGCAUCAGCAGUGUGACAGACACAACACAGUACCGUGUGGAGCAUCUGACCACGUUUGUGAUGGACCGUAAAGAGGCCGUGUUGACCAUCGAUGACGGCAUCAGAAAACUGCAUCUGCUGGACGCUAAAGGGAAGGUUUGGACGCAAGACGUGAUUCUACAGGUGGACGAGAAAGCGGUCAGCCUCAUCGACAGUGAAACCAAGAAUGAGCUGGAGAACUUUCCUCUGGGUUCCAUCCAGCACUGUCAGGCCGUGAUGAACGCGUGCGAUUAUGACUCGAUACUAGCGCUGGUGUGUAAAGAAUCCGGACAGGGCAAACCGGACCUGCACCUGUUCCAGUGUGACGACAUCAAGGCCAAUCUAAUCCACGUGGACAUCGAGAGCGCCGUCAGCGAUUACAAAGGCGGGAAAGUGAAGAAACGUCCGGAGGCGCUCCUAAUGAUCCUGAAGAGCGACGGCAGUAUUCCUCCGCCCCCAGGAGGCCCCGCCCCCCAGCCUCCGGCAGCUGUCAAUCAAGAGAACCUCAAGAGCCGAGUGGGCAGUUGGACCAAUACGCAUCCAGACUAUGAUAAACAGAGACAUCACACGGAGCUGGACGGGUUUCCUGAUAUGAGUGCUGCACAACUGGACAGAGAUGUGCAAAUCCUGAAUCAUCUUCUAGACGACAUCGAACACUUCGUCACUAAACUUCAGAAAUCUGCCGAAGCAUUUAGUGAACUCGACAAACGGAAGAAAUCUAAGAAGAGUAAAAAGAAAGGGCCAGGAGAAGGAGUUUUGUCUCUUAGAGCAAAACCAGCAUCUCAAGACGAGUUUGUCGACUGUUUGCAGAAAUUCAAACACUCCUUCAACCUGCUGGGAAAUUUGAAGAAUCACAUUCAGAAUCCGAACGCUGUGGAUCUGAUUCACUUCCUGUUUAAUCCUCUCAGACUGGUGAUCCAGAUGUCUGGUGGAGUUGAUCUGGCUAAAAGUGUGAUCGUUCCUCUGCUCACCAGAGAAGCCAUCGACUUCCUGCAUACUGCAAGUUCAACAGACGAGAGACACCUGUGGGUCACACUGGGAGAUGGAUGGACCAAGUGCAGGUUGGAAUGGCCGAUUGAUCACAUGUUUCCUCAUCACACGCUGUGUUUCCGGGAUGGCUGGGAGCCUCCGGUGCUGGUGUCUCGUGAACAGGAAGUGACGCUGCUGGCAGAGAGAUUGAUCCAGAGAUCAGGAGACCGACCGUCACUCCAUCAGUCGCAUGUGGUUGAUGAUUUCUCCUGCGCUGACGGAAAUGUGGACACUCAUGACAGAACACAGCCCAGAAACUUUGCCAAAUCCAAAUAUGAUUUUGUGGCCAGAAACGCGACAGAGCUGUCGGUGCUGAAAGAUGAGGUGGUGGAGGUGUUGGACGACAGGAAACAGUGGUGGAAGGUGCGGAAUGAUGCAGGCGCUGCAGGAUACUUGCCAAAUAACAUCCUGGAGAUCAGCCGUGUGAUGGACGUGACGGGCCGCGGGGAGCCCAUAUACAGCCACAACAUACAGAAACCGCUUUCAGACUAUGUGCCCAAACCAGCAGUGACCUCUGCCCCUCACACCCCGACACCCCCCACUCCUCCUGCCCUGGGGCAGAUCCCCACCCCCCCUCUGCCCCUCUCAUCUGCCCCACCGGCGGCCGCUGACCCUCAGAGCGUGACCAUGAGAGACCAUCAGAGAGAACGACCCGCGCCUGCCAACCGCCGUAAGUCUAAUAUGGAGGACGUUCAGGAUGAGUUGUUGCACAGACUGACGCUCGGUCGCAGCGCACAGAAGAAGUUUCUGCCUCCUGCCCGCAGCAGCAGUCUGCCGUCUGUGAACAUCACGUAUGACUCCACACCUGACGAGGUGAAGACCUGGUUACAGCUCAAAGGAUUCAGUGCUGUGACGAUCAACAGUCUGGCCGUGCUGACGGGUGCUCAACUCUUCUCUCUGAGUAAAGACGAGCUGAAGACGGUGUGUCCUGAUGAUGGCGCUCGAGUCUACAGUCAGAUCACCGUUCAGAAAUCUGCUCUCGAGAGGAGUUCCGGCUCGGAGCUGCAGGAGAUCAUGAGGAGGCGGCAGGAGAAACUGGCAUCAGCCGCAGGAGCGAGUGAUUCCGGCGUCGAGUCCUUCGAUGAGGGGAGCAACCAUUGACCCCUCUCUGACCUCUGUCACCUCUGACCUCUUGCAGGAUGCUGUGGAGCGCGCUCGGUUCGCAGCUAUAAUGCGGCGACAACAGGAACUCCUGGACCCGUCUGAUAACGGAACCGGCUCGGACACAGACGAACACGCUUGACACAACUCGAAGAAGUUUGACAUCUCGACACUGAUAUGAGAACAUGAUAGCGGGAUGUAGUUUAGUGCCGUCCGUUCUUCCUCGACAUUAGCGGACUGAUAUCCUGAAACCAUUCAGAUGUAUUGACAGAGUCCAAUCGAAUGAACAUUAUAACAUCCGUGAAAUCAUCAAAAUCAUGUGUAAAUAUUGAUGCUGUAAUCAUGUUCAUCCUCAAGAGGGAUGUUUAGUAGGAUAAGAGAGACAUAAACAUGAUCGUUUUAAAUGCCAAAAGAGAAGCUUUAUAAAUCUCACAACUGGAAAAGACGAAACCGAGUUAGUUUGAGGCUCUGUUGAUCCAUUUCUGAAACUCAAGCAAACUUUGAACAUAUUUGUUAAUAAAGUUCUGACACAUUUUGGGAUGUCAUGAUGAUGUCAUGUUUAAUACUGUGACUGAUGUGUAGCCAAAUAAUUAUAAAGGUUACAACAGACCGUUUCUAUUUGAACACAAAUGCCACGUCAUACUGUGAGUGCUGAAUAAAUGGAUUCAU
Molecule: messenger RNA, 3675 nt
Organism: Xyrauchen texanus (razorback sucker)
Lineage: Eukaryota; Metazoa; Chordata; Actinopteri; Cypriniformes; Catostomidae
Product: epidermal growth factor receptor kinase substrate 8-like
Exons: 21
Coding region: 727-3006 (759 amino acids)
Biological process (GO): Rho protein signal transduction; positive regulation of ruffle assembly; regulation of Rho protein signal transduction
Cellular component (GO): vesicle; plasma membrane; ruffle membrane
Molecular function (GO): actin binding
Source: RefSeq, a predicted model, not a curated record